AUGAACUACAAGAUAGCUUCACCUGCCUGUGAUAGAGAUGCCUCCCUCACAGAUGCGCUGAAUGACUUCUAUUCAUGGUUUGAGGUGCAGAUCCCUACUCCCACCCCCCACCAAGCAGGGUGCUCAGGGAACCCUGAGCAGGUUCCUACCUGCCUCAAGACAACCACCAUCAGCCCCAUUCCAAAGAAGUCUACAGUGUCCUGCCUCAAUGACUAUCAUCCCAUCGCCACACCCAUUGUAAUGAAGUGCAGAGAGUGUCUUCCUGAGGAUUGGUUCUGUGGGGACUGUGAUGUAUUGCAUCACAAAAAACAGCCACUCCACAACAGGGAAAGUGUGAUUCAUGGGCUUUUUGAAGCCAUUCCUCCAACCUCAUGCAUCGUUAAAGGAGAAGGUGGAUAUUGCACCCAUGAGCAAGCUUGCAUUUUGCCAACUGUGAAGGUGCCAGACUGCUCCUGUGAAGGCACAAACUUCACUGUAUUACCAGGCAAACCGGUGAUUUUGAUUACCAUCAAUGGGCGUUUUGACUUGCAUCAGCCACUAUAUGAAUGCCAAACAUGCCAGCAGCAGUGGACUCCUGAUUCAAAGGACCUCCUUAGGAGUGGAUAUUGUCCAGCCUCUGUCAGCAAUUCAACGCUGUAUACACUGGUCCUCCUGAGCUCCUUUCAGGAGCUCAAGGUCAUCGCUCCAGGAUUCUCCAGACAAGCCUUUGCAAAGCUGUUGGAGCAUCGGACUAAGUGUGGAGGAAGAAAUGGACAUAUCAACGGUGAUGCACUGCAGCGGAGCUUUUUGGAGUUUUUCUACGCUUCUUUUGAAGAAGACCAGCUCUGCUGUAGUGCACCUUUCACCUGCCCAGCCUGCACGCCGGAAAUGUUGGCUGUUUCUGCCGAUGGGAACAGAAAGCUAUAUCGCUUUCACCGAAACACAAGCUCUGAUGAUCCUAGUUUUUUUGAAGGGCUCUUUGUGGCUGAAGACAGUGUGGUGUCUACAUUUGUCGACACCAUACAGAAAGCAGUGAGAAAUACACAGGGAAGAGGCACAUGUGGGGACUCCCAGUGGACAGCAGCGAGGGAGACGUCAAGGAAGGCUUCCAAAUUGGAUGAAGAGGGGAUGGAGGUUGCUGUGUGUCGCCAUGGGUUCCUUCUGAAGGCCCUUAAUAUUUACAGAGGGGAGAUUUUUGCCUACCCCCUGUAUCUUCAGAAGGAGCUCAUGCCAGCCAAGGCAAAAUUCUUUGCUAUGAUGUGGCUUGCAAAUAUUGGCCAUACUUGGAGAAAGCUGCUCGAGUCCUUCCUGCCCUUCAGGAGCUCACCGAAAUGAAACCCUUCCUCAGCAUAAUGCAUGCUCGAGCCCAUGCUACAAAGUGUGAGAUUAAAUGGAGUGGUAGGAACCAGGAAGGAGCAGGAACAACAGCCGGAGAGGAGGUGGAGCAAGUGAACAGCUACCUGUCAUGUUGUGCCCUGACUACCA
Messenger RNA from Tachysurus fulvidraco (yellow catfish), 1464 nucleotides. RefSeq lists its product as uncharacterized. The record is from RefSeq and is a predicted model, not a curated record. Bases 1 to 1314 code for a protein of 437 amino acids. The transcript is spliced from 9 exons. NCBI's taxonomy places the organism in Eukaryota, Metazoa, Chordata, Actinopteri, Siluriformes, Bagridae.